AUGAGUGCAGUUGCACGUGCUUUUGCAACGUGGGCCGGCAACACACACUUGUCGUUCAGCCAGGCUCAAAGCGUUGAGACCGCGGAUCUGAAGAUGGGGUUUUUUAGGGGUGAUCAUGGAGAUGGAAGACCAUUUGAUGGGCCGGGUAAGAUCAUAGCCCAUGCUUUUCCGCCGUCUGAUGAGAGAUUUCACUAUGAUGCUGAUGAGACGUGGGUUGUGGGUGCUGUGCCUGGUGGUUUGGACUUGGAGACUGUGGCUUUGCAUGAAAUUGGACACUUUCUUGGACUUGGGCAUAGCUAUGUUCCAGGAGCUGUCAUGCAACCUCAAAUCCCAACUGGAUAUACUCAGGGCUUGAAUGCGGAUGAUAUUCAAGGAAUUAAAGCUUUAUACAACACUUGA
Molecule: messenger RNA, 399 nt
Organism: Prunus avium (sweet cherry)
Lineage: Eukaryota; Viridiplantae; Streptophyta; Magnoliopsida; Rosales; Rosaceae
Product: metalloendoproteinase 2-MMP-like
Biological process (GO): extracellular matrix organization; collagen catabolic process; proteolysis
Cellular component (GO): extracellular matrix
Molecular function (GO): zinc ion binding; metalloendopeptidase activity
Source: RefSeq, a predicted model, not a curated record